UCUUGAUUUGUUCAACAAUGAAAGUGAUUAACAAGCUCAAAUUUCCAAAAAAAUCUCUCAAAAUCAUCAAUCCUAUACCCCAUUUUGAGAAUUUCAAUGAACCCCAUUUCAUAUCUCUAAUCCAUAGUUCCAAAAACUCUCUUCAGCUUCAACAAAUCCAUGCCCAAAUCAUUCGAAAAAACUUAUCAUCCAAUAGUAGAAUUGUUACUCAGUUGAUAUCUUCAGCUUCUUUACACAAAUCCAUUAACUAUGGUUUGUCAAUUUUUAAUUGUUUUCUUGAUAAAAAUGUGUUCUUGUUCAAUGUUUUGAUUAGAGGGUUAAAGGAGAAUUCUUUAUUUGAGAAGUCCAUUUUGUAUUUUAGGAAAAUGGUUAAAAUGGGUGUUAGACCUGAUAAGCUUACGUAUCCGUUUGUGUUGAAAUCAGUGACGGCAUUAGGUGAAAAGGGAGUUGGUGGGGGUGUUCAUUGUGGGGUUUUGAAGGUGGGUUUGGAGUAUGAUACGUUUGUGAGGGUUUGUUUGGUUGAGUUGUAUGUGAAAGUUGAGUUGGUGGAUUUUGCAUUGCAACUGUUUGAUGAAAGUCCUGAGAGAAAUAAAGUUGAGAGUGUUAUUUUGUGGAAUGUUGUGAUUAAUGGGUGUUGUAAGAUUGGACGGAUGAGUAAGGCAUUGGCGUUGUUUGAGGAAAUGCCUGAGAGGAAUGUGGGUUCUUGGAAUACUUUGAUUAGUGGAUUGUUGAGGAAUGGGGAGGUGGAUAAAGCAAUGGAGCUUUUUGAUGAGAUGACGAAUGAAAAGAAUGUUGUUUCUUGGACUUGUAUGAUUCAUGGGUUAAUGCUAAAUGGAUUGCACCAAAAGGCUCUGGAUUUGUUUUUUAAGAUGGUGGAAGAAGGCGUGAAGCCGAAUGGUUUAACUGUUGUAGCUGCUCUUUCUGCUUGUGCGAAAACUGGGGCACUAGAGGCAGGGAAAAAGAUUCAUGAUAAUAUUAUGAACAAUGGGCUCCAUUUGAAUGCAGCAGUUGGUAAUGCUUUGCUUGAUAUGUAUGCGAAAUGUGGGUAUAUUGAGUCUGCAAGCCUGGUUUUUAGUGGAUUGAAGGAGAAGGAUAUCCGUACGUGGAGUAUUAUGAUAUGGGGUUGGGCAAUCCAUGGACAUGUAGAUAAAGCUCUUAGGUGUUUUGAACAGAUGAGAUUGACUGGAAUCAAACCUGAUGGAGUUUCUGUCCUUGCUGUUUUAACCGGAUGCUCUCAUGCUGGACGGGUGGAUCAGGGCCUUCAAAUCUUUGAUAGCAUGCAGCGUGAGUGCUCAAUUGAGCCCACUAUGAAACAUUAUGCUGCAGUAGUAGAUCUACUUGGCAGGGCUGGCCGAUUUGAUGAGGCCUUGAAAUUUAUUGCAAGUAUGCCCUUGGAGCCAGAUUAUGUUAUUUGGGGUGCACUUUUUUCUGCUUGCAGAGCUCACAAGAACAUUGAAAUGGCAAAAGUUGCAUCCGAGAAGCUCCUACAGCUUGAGCCAAAGCAUGCUGGGGGCUAUGUGUUUCUGUCUAAUGUUUAUGCAGGAGCAGGGAGAUGGGAUGAUGUAGAAAGAGUUAGAAGUUCAAUGAAGAGCAAAAAUGUUGAGAAGGAUCCUGGAUGGAGUUCAAUGGAGGUGGAUGGUCAAUUGCAUACAUUUGUUGCUGGUGAUAGUGCUCAUACACGUAAACAGGAGAUAUACUUGAAAUUGGAGGAAAUCAUUACCGGAGCUAAACAACAAGGUUACAUGCCUGAAACUGAGUGGGUGCUUCAUAACAUUGAUGAGGAAGAGAAGGAAGGAGCAUUGGGAAGUCAUAGUGAAAAGUUAGCACUUGCUUUUGGGCUCAUUAGUACUGGUCCUGGUGUGAUCAUUAUGAUUGUGAAGAACCUUAGAGUGUGUGGGGACUGCCAUUCUCUAAUGAAGUAUGUCAGCAGGAUGAGUCAAAGGGUGAUUGUGUUAAGAGAUAUAAAGAGAUUCCACCAUUUCAAAGAUGGAGUUUGCUCCUGUAAAGAUUACUGGUGAACUAAUAACAGGAGUCGAGCAUCCCAUACAUAUCUCGUGUUCAGUGCCAACACUUAUCAAAGAUAGGAUCUUAAAACAGAUGGAUUACAUAUGGAGUGUCUAUCGUGUAGUCCCCUCAGCUCCCCAUGUGCUAAGACACGAUGUU
Messenger RNA from Solanum verrucosum, 2163 nucleotides. Its product is annotated as pentatricopeptide repeat-containing protein At1g04840. The record is from RefSeq and is a predicted model, not a curated record. Gene Ontology annotation, biological process: RNA modification. The transcript is spliced from 3 exons. Lineage: Eukaryota; Viridiplantae; Streptophyta; Magnoliopsida; Solanales; Solanaceae. Bases 18 to 2018 code for a protein of 666 amino acids. Gene Ontology annotation, molecular function: zinc ion binding; protein binding; RNA binding.